Drosophila willistoni is the source of this 1571-nucleotide messenger RNA. RefSeq lists its product as uncharacterized. The coding region runs from base 738 to 1514 and encodes 258 amino acids. The transcript has 4 exons. NCBI's taxonomy places the organism in Eukaryota, Metazoa, Arthropoda, Insecta, Diptera, Drosophilidae. The record is from RefSeq and is a predicted model, not a curated record.
UAUUCUUUAAUACAUUAUAUAUUCCAUAGAGUAGCCUUUACGUCAGCAGUUGAUAAAUAUUGAAAUCCUUUCUCUUUUCAGAAUACAUACAAUAGAAAAUGAAUCAACCAAAUAACCAAAUAGUUGAUGAUCCUGAUUAGUGAUAAAUUGGUUAAGCCUUUCACCUUAUCAUAAGUUUUAGCUUUCUAGAGUUGAAUUGUAAUGUACACCAUUCAUCAUAUGGCAUAAUGACUCCAUCAUUCUAAGCACACUCAUUUGCAUUUAGUCACUAAGUUUAACAGGCAAUUAUCAGACUAGAUUUUACACUCUUGGUAAACCAGUUUAUUUUUGUAUUAAAAAAAAACAAAACAAACAAAUAUACAUUCGACUGGUUAAAAGUUACUGCGAGCAGGUCAAAGUUUUACUAUGAUAGGCAAAGUGAAUAAUUGUUUCAAAAUUAAUAAACCAGUGCAAUUGGCUGUUCAUCAAGGCCAAUAUCAAGGUUAUUGCCCAGCUUUAUAUAUAUAUUUUUGGGACACUCAAAUAUAUCACCCUGUAUGACGACCACAACAAGUCUAAUGUUGACAAACUUGUUUAAUUGUUUUAACACAAAGAUGAACCUUAAAAAGUAGAAAACAAUGAAAUUGAAUUAAGUGUUCUACUUAGAUCUGUGCAUCUGCUUUCGAAUAAAACACAAAGCCUUUGAGCAGAAACACCAUUUCGCUUGCUCAGUUCGGACAAGGUAAACGCGUUCCAAAAUGCAAAUCAAAAACUCCAAAUCCCUCAGCCUUUUGCUGUUCUCAAUUAUCACGAUUGUCGGUGCCUCCAAAUAUUUAGCAGAAAGACCUAGUUAUUUGACGCCAUGCGUUACGGGUGAUAGUGGUUUUAAUAAAUGUCUGGCUAGCAAUUUCCAAACCCUUUUCCAUCAGUGGAAGGAUGGCAUUCCGGGCACCAAUACAGUUGGAUCCCUCGAUCCACUAUUCAUAAAGCGUGUGAAAUUCACCCAAGAUCCUCAGCGAUCCAUUGCCUUGAAUGCUGAUCUGCACGAUGUUUAUGUCACAGGCGGAAGUCAAUCGGUAGUUAAAGAAGCCAGAUAUGAUGCCGAUCGCCAUGUGGCCAAAGCUGUUGUCUUUAUACCCUUUUUGCGCUUCGCGUACGAUUACAAGGUUAAGGGUCAUGUUGUGGCUCUUAAUCUCAACGGACAUGGCAAGGGAUUCUUUGAAUUACAAAAUGCUGAGGUUAUUUUUGUUUUGUCCGUGACACCAGAUGUCCAAGGCGAUGUCAGUUUUGCCAAAGUGGAUAGCAUGAAGGUUAGUUUUCAUAAAAUUGGAAACUUUCAUAUACAAUUGGAUGGCUUGUUCGAGGACAAAGAACUGGAACGCAGUGCCAAUAUGCUUUUUAAUGACAAUUGGCGUGAAUUUUAUGAAGUUCUCAGACCAGCUGCCGAGCAAACCGUCGAAGGAGUUUUACUGGAUCGAUUCAGGAAAACAUUUAACUAUGUACCAGCCAAUUAUUUUAUAAAAGAUUUCCACUAGUCCUUGCCAAAUUUGUUAUACCAUCAAAGAUUGUCUAAUUAAAAGCAAGUAAUACAA